Rhagoletis zephyria (snowberry fruit fly) is the source of this 872-nucleotide messenger RNA. RefSeq lists its product as uncharacterized. The record is from RefSeq and is a predicted model, not a curated record. NCBI's taxonomy places the organism in Eukaryota, Metazoa, Arthropoda, Insecta, Diptera, Tephritidae. Gene Ontology annotation, molecular function: phosphatidylinositol bisphosphate binding. Gene Ontology annotation, cellular component: membrane.
UAAAAAGCAGCUUACUAGUGCCGAACGAUUUCAGUCGCAUCGCUGACAGCUGCCAAAACGAGUGCAACGCGAACGAACGCUAGUAGACAGACCAAAUAUCUUAAAUUUCAAAUACACAAGACAAGUAAAGCGUGCGCGCUCAAACACACACAAACACACUUUAAAGUGGAAAAAGAAAUAAUGGUAAUCCUACGCCCACUACCCGACGAUUUGGCCAAGAAAGCCAGCGAGGAGCUGAAUGAGAAGUGUGACGACAAUGACUAUUAUGUGAAUACGUUGCGCGAAUGGGCCGAGAAGCAGCCCUUUUUGCGCGCACGCACCGAUGAUCAAUUCCUGAUGGCAUUCCUGCGCGGUUCGAAGUUCAGCUUGGAGAAGGCGAAACAAAAAUUGGAAAACUUUUACAUACUGCGCGCGGCUAUGCCAGAAAUGUUUCGCAAUCGGAAUUUGAGUGAGCCCAAGUACGAGGCGAUCAUUAAGUCGGGAAUUAUUGAAGAAAAUUUCUAUGUGCACGGUAACAAUCUCGAGGAACUCUACAAAUACGUGCCGAAACAUGUGCUUCCGAAAGAAUAUGGCGGCGACUGUGAUCUGCAGACUCUACAAGCUGAGUGGUGGCAAAAAUUGAAUGAUUACAAAAAAUUUUUUGAAGAAGAAGAAGAACAAUAUGGCAUAGCUGAAGGUUACGAACGUCUAAAGCAAGUGAAGGAUCUCAUUGCGGACACUAGCGUAUUACAGGGUACUGAAGGCUCUUUUCGGCAAUUGGAGGUGGACUAAAGAAACAACGGAGUUACUUCAGUCAGUAAUGAUCAGCAACCAAAGCAAUUAGCAGAAUAUUUUAAAAUUUUUGUACUUUAUUUACUUAUUACUUAUUUAAU